Penicillium cataractarum is the source of this 255-nucleotide messenger RNA. RefSeq lists its product as uncharacterized. The record is from RefSeq and is a predicted model, not a curated record. The transcript has 2 exons. Bases 1 to 255 code for a protein of 84 amino acids. NCBI's taxonomy places the organism in Eukaryota, Fungi, Ascomycota, Eurotiomycetes, Eurotiales, Aspergillaceae.
AUGGCCGACAAAGCCCACCCAGAACAAACUACGCAGAAUACCACCAGCAAAUAUCUCACACAAGAUAGACUUCAGGAAAAGCUGGAGAGGCUGUUUCCUGGACAAACUGAAUUCAAUAUUCGAAUGAGAGAGGAUCAAUGGACCUUCACGGCACCAAGGAUUGUGAGCGAUGUGAGUAUUGAGAGGAGUGUUAUACCAUCCACCAUAGCAAGUUUGUGGCUGAUAGAUAUUCGUUCCAAGGCUGAAAUCGAGUAA